Messenger RNA from Fonsecaea multimorphosa CBS 102226, 1509 nucleotides. RefSeq lists its product as uncharacterized. Gene Ontology annotation, molecular function: oxidoreductase activity, acting on paired donors, with incorporation or reduction of molecular oxygen; monooxygenase activity. The transcript has a single exon. The record is from RefSeq and is a predicted model, not a curated record. NCBI's taxonomy places the organism in Eukaryota, Fungi, Ascomycota, Eurotiomycetes, Chaetothyriales, Herpotrichiellaceae. Bases 1 to 1509 code for a protein of 502 amino acids.
AUGGCGGAAAUACCAUACGCUGUGGUAUCGAAUGGCGUGACUUCCACUGGCGAUACCUCGGAGAAGAUGAAGGAGAAGAAACAGAUGAUCCUCAAUGCCUUUGUGAUGAACACACCAGGUCAUCUCGCACCUGGGUUGUGGCGCCAUCCUCGCAACAAGACAGACCAGUACAAGAAGCUGUCCUUCUGGACGGAUCUGGCGCAAUUGCUCGACCGGGCCCAUUUUCACGCCAUGUUCAUCGCGGACACGCUCGGGCCUUACGACGUCUACAAGGGCCCUGCAAACGUGGUGCCCGCGCUGUCCUCGGGCGCCCAGUUCCCUGUCAACGACCCCUUGUACCUGGUCCCGGCCAUGGCUGCUGUGACCAAGAACUUGGUAUUUGGGGCGACGGCCAGCGUGACUUACGAGAAGCCGUACGCCCUGGCCAGGCGGCUGUCGACCGUCGACCACCUCAGCGAAGGUCGCCUGGCGUGGAAUAUCGUCACGUCGUACCUGGACAGCGCCGCCCGGAACCACGGGUUGAAGGAACAGAUCCCCCAUGACGAACGGUACGCCAUCGCACAUGAGUACAUGGAGGUCGUGUAUAAGCUCUGGGAGGGCAGUUUCCGCGACGACGCCGUCCUAGCGGACAGAGAUGCUGGCGUCUACAUCGCAGCGGACGGCGUCCGACAAAUCAAUCACAAGGGCAAAUACUUCGAGGUGCCCGGUCCGCAUUUCUGCGAGCCCUCGCCCCAGCGCACACCCUUCUUGUUUCAGGCUGGCGUGUCCGAGGCCGGGAAUGGUUUUGGAGGUAAGCACGGAGAAGCAAUCUUCAUAGGCGGCCAGACGCCAGAAGUGACCCGCGCCACCGUCGAAAAUAUUAGGAAAGUUGCCCAGAGCGAGGGACGCGAUCCUAACCACAUCAAGGUCAUUGUCGGCAUUAAUGUCAUAGUGGCACCUACUGACGAGGAAGCGCACAAAAAGAGGGAAGACUAUUUGAGAUACGCUGAUCACGAAGGCGCCCUGGCUCUGUUCGGAGGGUGGACUGGCGUCGACCUCUCAGGCUAUUCGGAUGACGAGGACUUCAACAUGUCUGACUCUCCACGGGUCCGUUCCAUUGUACGCCGAUGGUCGGCUACUGUCCCAGGCACCGACAACUUACCCUGGACGAAACGAAGGAUCGUGGAAUACCUCAGUGUCGGUGGACUUGGGGCCAAGGUCAUAGGAAGCCCAACCACCGUGGCCGACGAACUGGAACGCUGGGUCGAGGUCUCUGGCGUGGACGGAUUCAAUCUCGCUCACAUCGCCAACCCGGGGACCUUUGAGGAUAUCAUCGAAUACUUGCUGCCAGAGUUACGGCGCCGCGGGCUCUUUAGAUCGGGUGUGGACAAGGAAGGCGCCACCGCGAGGGAGGUCUUUCUGGGGACGAGAAGGCUGCCGGAUGACCACCCCGGCUCCAAGUACAAAUGGGCGGCUGGCGAGAAAAUGCCUAGAUAUCAGGUUGAGGAGCCAGAUUCAGUUGCUGCAUAG